UUGUCAAUGGUAUUAAAAACAAGAAAAAGAAAUAGCCGUCAUGCCAUAUUAAAAGAAAAAGUAAAAGGUGAAACAACUUGUGAAAAGUUUUUUUAAUUUUUAAGGUCAAAGUAUACCUACCUACCUAUAUGCCAAAUUUACAUUUUCGUUUAAUGGAAAAUAUGAACUAGCAUGCAAUGCUUCCUCGUCGUCGUAACAUUGGAAGUGUAAAUGAGCGACUGUUGCCGGAACAUUCCGAAGACACGUAUGAUAAAUUGGAUAAAAAAGGUUGGUCGGUAAAACCACUAGCAAAUACAGGACAAAAUCAAGUAAAUUCUCGAUCUAUCGAACUCGUACAAGGUAUACAGCUGAAGAGAGAUUACAAUUUUGAUAUCCUCGAAGAGUUUGUAUUUGAAACCGUAAUGGCAGCGAGAGAUCGUACAAGUGAAUUUAUUGCGACUGUACGAAGCUUACAAGGUAGAACGAUGACUCGACCUGUGAUUAGAGAUGAAAAAAAAGCAGCAAUCCUGGAAACUUACUCUCAAUUCAUGAGUAUGGCAAAGGUUAUCAGCAAAAACAUUACAAGUACAUAUGCUAAGUUGGAGAAAUUGGCAUUAUUGGCUAAGAAGAAGUCUUUAUUUGAUGAUCGUCCAACUGAAAUUCAAGAGCUGACCUACAUUAUAAAAGGAGAUCUGAGUUCUUUAAACCAGCAAAUAGCUCGACUAGGGGAAAUGCCUAAAGGCAAGCGUAGUAUGCACAGCCAUUCAUCUAGUGUUGUUGUGGCUUUACAAUCUCGUCUUGCUUCUAUGAGUAAUCAGUUUAAACAGGUCCUUGAAGUAAGAUCAGAAAACUUGAAACACCAAAAUAAUAGAAGAGAACAGUUUUCAAGAGUAGCUCCAGUGGUCACAGAGGUUCCUUCUUUAUUGCAACAAAAUGAAGUUAGUAUUGAUUUUGGUGAUGCUGAUACUAGUCUUCAAACGCAGCAAUUCGCAUUAAAGGAUGAUACAGAUUCAUAUGUGCAGCAAAGGGCUGAGACAAUGCAUAACAUUGAAAGCACAAUCGUUGAGCUUGGAGGCAUAUUUCAACAGCUGGCUCAUAUGGUAAAAGAGCAGGAUGAAGCUAUUGGUAGAAUUGAUGCUAAUAUACAGGAGGCAGAAAUGAAUGUGGAAGCUGGCCAUAGAGAAAUCAUGAAGUAUUUUCAGAGUGUUACUGGGAACAGGGCUCUAAUGUUUAAAAUAUUUGGAGUGUUAAUAUUCUUUUUUAUCUUUUUUGUUGUUGUUAUGGCUUAACAGAAAAAUUACCUAUUUAAUUUAAAAUAUAUCAUGGUAACCUCAAAAUAAAAAAUAUUUUAAUAUACAAAGCAGUACUGUAAAAAAACGCUAGAUGGCGCUCAUGGUGCAAUUGGUGCAGAAAGCUGCAAGCUUGCUAAGAAAAUGCAGUGAAGAAACUGAGAAAUUAAGAAAUUAAGAUCAAUCCUAAUUCCUACAAGAUAAGGUUAAAAGUAUCGUGGCAAACAUGGAGCUGACGCGCGGCUACUCCGCUCCCUGUGUCAAGGCUGCGGUCAAAGUCGUGGAAUGACCACGUUGAAAGUAUAGGUCGCGCUCUCCGAAUCGCCACGCGUAGUAUCUUUGCCGCGCCUCUCCUGGGGGCCAUUCGCCUAACGGGAUUACUAAUGGCUUAUGAUUCCAUUUUGUUAUUUCUGACCGCUGGAGGUUUUCAAAUUCCCCGCAUUUUUUUCUUUUGUAUUGGUAACAGCAAUAUAAAAGAAAAUCAGCGUAAGGUAUUUGAAAACUUUCGG
Messenger RNA from Chilo suppressalis (striped riceborer), 1777 nucleotides. The record is from the annotation of a GenBank genome assembly. Lineage: Eukaryota; Metazoa; Arthropoda; Insecta; Lepidoptera; Crambidae.